This is a messenger RNA of Heteronotia binoei (common prickly gecko), 3326 nucleotides long. It is a transcript of the gene DACT2, whose product is annotated as dishevelled binding antagonist of beta catenin 2. Gene Ontology annotation, cellular component: cytoplasm. The transcript has 4 exons. NCBI's taxonomy places the organism in Eukaryota, Metazoa, Chordata, Lepidosauria, Squamata, Gekkonidae. Bases 39 to 2498 code for a protein of 819 amino acids. The record is from RefSeq and is a predicted model, not a curated record. Gene Ontology annotation, biological process: negative regulation of nodal signaling pathway.
GCCUGGGCUUGAGCAGCUGGGUCAAGGCGCCAAGGAAGAUGCUCCCGGCCAGGCAACAGCAGCGGAUGCCGGGCGGCUGGGAUCGCUGCCGGAUCAGCGAAAGGCUGCAAGCCGCCCUGGCCGGCCUCCAGGAGCUCCAGGUGCUGCGAGAGAGGCAGCGGGCGCUUGUGAGCGGGGCCUUGGCCAUGCAGCCCCCGGCCGAGGGCAGCCCGGCGCAGAGCAAGGAGCAGCGGCUGGAAGCCACCUUGGCUGCCCUGAAGGAGCAACUGUCACGUCUGAGAAGACAGGAUGUUGGACUGAAAAGCCACCUGGAUCAGCUAGACCAACAAAUUAGUGAACUAAAGUUGGAUGUUGGCAAGACCUCAGUUGAUUACCUUGACAGUGACAGCAGACCCAGCUCAGGCUUCUAUGAAUUGAGUGAUGGUGGCUCUUGCUCUUUAUCCAACUCUUGUACAUCUGUCUUCAGUGAAUCCAUCUCCUCUUCUCAUGCCAGUCUGCUGCCCAGUUCUCAGCACCCCAAAACCUGUCUCAGUGUCUUUGAUUACCGUCCCAAAUCUGCAGAGGAACCAACAGUGCACAAUCAGUUCCAGAAGCAAGGAUUCUAUUCUAGUGAUGGAUGCCAAAUCAAGGCUUACCCAGAUAUUUCAGGAACUCCAACCAGGUCCAGACCAAGACCUGUUUCCACAGGUGACCUUGAAAGAUUGACAACAGCAGAUGCAAGAUUCCCUAGAGUAACGGACCCCAAGUCCCUUCUCUUUUGUCCAGAAGGGGAAAUCCAGUUCUACUGUGUGGACCCUAAAUAUCAGAGUGACUUGGUCUCUAAGAAUGGGAAUGAUGUGUAUCCUUAUCCCAGCCCACUUCAUGCCGUUGCUUUGCAAAGUCCACUUUUUUCUUUGGCGGGACUACCACCAGAAACAGAGGCCUAUCCUUUGCCUAACAGAAUGGCAUCUAAUGCAAUUGGACCCAGUUUGAUGAGGACUCAGCCUGUCAUAGACCCCAGGCCAGGAGGUUACAUCAACAAACUACUCCAGCUGACACGCUACAGGGGAAAUAAUCAGGUAGACCCCAAUGACCGGUGCCCAACAAAGAACCAGCCAUCCACAAUGCACCAGAGACUCACUAUAAUCCCUAGUGUUGGUGGAGUGAAAAUUAACAGCAGCAGCAGCCAGCUGGAAAAACAAGGGAGCUCACUGCGUCAUAACAAAGCUGAAGAGAAGCUGCAAAGGGAGAUGCCUGAAGGGGAAUGUGCUGAACAGCAGGGGACUGUACACUCUAUGAAUAUAGAGCAGACAGACACCAUGCUUCAUGCAGAGUCAUCAUCAGCUGUGAAUAGCUGUUUUCCUGCCAACUUGUCUGUAAGAGACUCUCCUUCGACAGAGGCAGGAGAAAGCAGCUUGGAGCACAGCUCUUCUAGUUCACAGCUAGCAACUGAUGAUUCUAGCCUGAGCCCCCCCAAUACUAGUGUGCCUGCAGUCAAGAAAUCUCACAAGAAGUCUGUCAGCCUCGGUGCACUGAAGGUAGGAGGUCAUGAACUGUUGCCUCAGGGGGAAUUUGUUCAUGCUAAGUUUGUCCCUGCAGAAUCCCAUCAAGUCAGAGUGAAGUUUGCUAACUCUAGAAUGAAAUCUGUGAAGGUAAAGAGGAGAAACAGUGAGAAGGUGUUAAGGCCUGGGAAGCAAGCUUUUUAUGCAGAAAAGCCAAGGGGCGCUCACCAUGUUGCUACCAGGCUCCCUAUUGAGUGGAAUCUUCCUCAGAGACAGCACAGAGUGAAGAACCUUGUUAGGAGGCCUACUUUUGCUGGGGAAACUACUGGAAGGUCUUGCUCAGAAUCCAGUUUAUAUCCUGUGCCAUUUAGAGUCCCUCAAGUACCCACUGGACCUGAAUUAUAUCAGGCAUCUGCUAAUGCCAUGUAUUCUUUUGAAGCAGCUUAUAUAGACACAGCUGCCAAGAAAAAGCAGCGCAAAUGGCAGUCCACAGUGGAAAUCUCAGCAAAGACUCAAGUUGCCAGUCUUUCUAGUGGUUUUGCCUUGGUUCCACCAAGGCUCCAGGCAAAGAGAGCUGGAGUCAUGCGUGCUGUAAGCAUGAAGUCUCGCUCAAAGCACCACUAUCCCUUUCAUCCUGGAACUUAUGCCAAAAGUGAAUCUGACCAUUCUGAAUACUCUGCAGAAUGUGCUUCACUCUUCCACUCCACCAUAGCUGAGACAAGUGAAGGAGAGGUCAGUGACUAUACAACCAACUGCUUUGGAGACAGUGAGUCCAGUGAAAGUGAUUCAGAAGGCAGCAGCAACAGUAGCAGCCUGAUCCUUGACUAUGAUGAGGAAGGUGAGGAGCAUGAACUGGUCUGGCCCAACCCUUCUGUUAGGCAAUCAGCAGCUGUUCAGACCUCCUCUAAGCCUCUUCCACCAAUGCCCAAACUCUGUCGCAUUAAAGCUUCAAAGGCCCUAAAGAAGAAGAUUAGGAGAUUCCAACCUGCUUCUCUGAAAGUGAUGACUAUGGUUUGAGGGAAAGAAAAAAAUCUGUUUUGUUAUCUGGCUUUACCUUCCUUUGCAAAACAAAGGAGGAUAGAUACUUAUGGACUUUGUUAACAUAGAUGUGAUUAAACCCCUCUAUCUCAAGGCAGGGUACCUUUUCAUUUGCUAAUGCCUGUAUAAAUUACUCAUUUCCUCUUUCUACUUUGUAAAUCCAUGUGUGUGUUCGGUGUGGCUUUAUAUCCCCUCCUGUGGGUGGUGGUGGGGGGGUGACAUUCAGAUAGAUGUAAAGUGUAGCUGAGGUGUCCUGCUCAAUCAGGUCCUGUCCAAUGCACAUGUGGGGGAGAUGUGCAGCCUACCCGUUAGGGAAGAUUUUAUAAAAUAUGGGGGAAGGGAAGGAUUUAUCUGCUAAAUAUGGGGCCGCAGCCACUUUCUUGGAGGCUUUCAUUAAAGUCAGAGUGAGAGCCACUCAGUACAUGUCACAGCUCACUUACAAACUCAUGGCGCUGUCUGCUACUCAUCCAUUCUUAAUAUUGCUCACUCAAUAAAAAUUACUCCCUAGCUCCAUCAUGGCCAUAUCCUGUCAGGUAACUGAUAAGACAUGCUGUUUCUAUUCCAGGCUUAGGGUCAGAAAAUAUGUGUAGCUCAAAGGAAAAUGCUGAUACUAUUUUCCACUUAAAUUCAAGAGCCUGUGACAAAUGUAAUAUUUUAUAUUAAAGAUGGAAUAUGGUUUUUUUGAAGAAGAAAAACUACAAACGCUGUGUGAGAACAUAGUAGCUCUAUCACUCUGAUUACUGCAGACUCAAUAAAUGUUACUAUGAUCUACUGCUGUAAACAGCUGUCUGGCUCCUUUGCAUUUUU